This is a messenger RNA of Leguminivora glycinivorella, 1665 nucleotides long. RefSeq names its product odorant receptor 49b-like (gene Or-36). Gene Ontology annotation, molecular function: odorant binding; olfactory receptor activity. Bases 1 to 1221 code for a protein of 406 amino acids. Gene Ontology annotation, cellular component: plasma membrane. The record is from RefSeq and is a predicted model, not a curated record. Gene Ontology annotation, biological process: detection of chemical stimulus involved in sensory perception of smell; sensory perception of smell. NCBI's taxonomy places the organism in Eukaryota, Metazoa, Arthropoda, Insecta, Lepidoptera, Tortricidae. The transcript has 5 exons.
AUGACCAUAGAGGGAUAUAAACGAGUUAAAAACCAAAAACCAUCGCGCUUUUCGCUUCAAAACAUGCUGAGGUGUCUCGAAGAUCCUGAAAACCCGUCAGCGGGUCCAUAUCUUCGCUUCAUUAACCUCACGGGAAACUGGCACCCUAACAUGGAAUUAAAAUUCACCCGUUUCAAACAGUUGGUAUUUUACAUUGUCAUGACCUUGUUCUUCAGUCAUUAUUUAAAAUGUGUGAUUGGUUUAAAUCUCGAUGAUCUCCUCUUCAUUCUACAAACUGCGCCUUUUCACAUGGGCACACCUAAGAGCAUCUUUUUUCGAAAGUACCAUCACCUAUGGCAGAAAAUGAUUGACUAUAUGUCACGCACAGAACUCAAACAGCUUUCUGAUGAAGAUGAGGAAGUUAUCAACGUCAUGAACGAGUACAUUAGGAGAAGCAGAAGAGUACUUUACCCGUUUUGGUUAAUGGCUAUCUGUUGCAACAUAAGUUUGUUCACAGAGCCGUACCAGAAACAUCAAAUCGUGGAAAAUGGUACAGAUAUUUACGUACCGCUUUUCCACUUUUACCUUCCUUUUAACCAAGAUGUUCCACCAGGAUACUAUUAUUCCAUGUUUAUUCAGACAAUUAUAGGCAAUAUAAUGAGUUCUUACGUCAUCUCUUGGGACUCGCUGGUAAUAUCUACGUUUAUAUUUUUCGCUGGUCAGCUCAAGAUUUCCCGUGUCUAUUGUACCAGAAUUAUAGACCCAGAGAGCAAAGAACGCAGCCACGAGAAUAUUGUAGCGUGUCAUCGUUUCCACACGUCUCUAAUUGAGCACCAGAAACUAUUCCAAAAGUUAAUAUCACACGUGAUGUUCAUAUACCUUAUUGUUGUAUCUAUCAACAUAGGAUCCUGUAUCAUACAAAUCUCAAAUGCGUCAGGCGAUUUACCUGUGAUGAUGGGAGCCAUGGUGUUCGUGCUUGGUAUUUUAACACAACUUUUGAUGUUUUAUUGGUUCAGCAACCAAGUGACAGUGGAGAGUUUAACAGUUAGCUCCGGUAUAUUCGAGAGCAAAUGGAUUACCGCGGAUGCGAAAAUACAAAAGGAAGUAGCUCUGCUGCAGCACACCAUGUCCAAGCGACUUUGUUUCAGGGCCGGGCCUUGUAAUGAAAUGUCCUUAAACACAUUUAUUCAAAUCCUAAAAACCAGCUACAGUUUCUUCACCCUACUGAAGGAAACAAAGUAGGAGCAGACGCCCGAUAUCAGCUAUACUAUGUACAUUAUAUGCAACCACAUAAAACAACAUAGUGCAUAUUGCUAGCUAUUAUUUACUUUCCCCACUUUGAUCACAUAGUAAAUGUCACGUAUAGAUCAGUAGCAUUAGUUUUCUGCAUGUAAGUCCACUGUGAUUCAAAAUUUCAUUAAAAAUAUGUGGCAUAGACAAUACGUAAGCAAAUUGGUUUCAAACUGUGCCUAAACUUAUAACUUACUUAGGUCAAUAAUUGGAGAAUCACAAAAAAUACAAUAUACGAAUAGUAGAUGCAAAAUAGAAAAAAAAACAUUGCUUCUUGUCAAUAGAUGUCGCGACGAAAGACGUCUAAAGUUCGCAGGCACAUCGCAGGUGUCAGAGUUUCGAAGCCCGCAAAGAAAAAAUGUUUUUUUUUUGUAAUAAUAAGACUUUUUUUAUCUA